CAUUGGCAGGGAGUCAGAGGGAUAAUGAAAUAAGUGAGAGAGGGAGAGAGAGGGAGCUAAAAUCCUCCGUCCCAUAUUAGUUAUCUAAAUGCACUGGACUUCAAGAUGAGUAUUUAACGAGGCGGAGGUAAGCAGCAAGGCAGAGUGCUAGACCCCAGCCCAAGCUGAACAAAGUUCCGGAACAGACCCCAGAGGCUUAGCUUAGCAUUUGUACGGAGUUUCUUGUGUAAACUGUAUCUGAAGAGAGAUAUUUGAACGCAGGAACCCCUUAUUUAAUUGGGAGAAGUUUACUGUGUCUUGUAGAUUAAAAUAUUUGAGUGGUACUUUUCCCUAUUUUAACUUUAGGCGGUUGUUCUAUACUUUAACCUCACUUUUCAUCCUCGGUUGCACCGGGAUAGCGGGAGUUGGUACAACAUAUUCCAGCGAGAGAAUGGGAUCUGACGUGAAGUGGCAAGCCAGCACUGGACUGUGGCGCCCGCUACUUUUUACCGUCGUCUUGCUCCAGUUCGGCGGCUUCUCCGACGCCAGGAAGAGCUGGAAGGCCGGUCGCCAGAACCCGCACUACCGCCGGGCGCAGGGCUUGGCCGCCCGCGACAGGAACCAGGCGCCCGGCUGGAACCAGCAGCAGCAGCAGCCCGGCACGGCGGCCACCGAGGAAAGUUUUACCCUGGAUUUCACCGCCGUCGAGGGCAACAUCGACAACUUCAUGGCUCAGAUCAAGAGCCUGGCUCAGUCUCUCUACCCGUGCUCCUCCCAGAAGCUGAACGACGACAUGAAACUUCACUUUCUGGCCAAUACCUCCGUUACCUGCAAUGACGGCACCCCGGCCGGAUACUACAUUAAAGAGUCUAAAGGCAGCAGGCGAUGGCUUAUCUUCUUAGAAGGGGGCUGGUACUGUUUCAGCAAGGAGAACUGUGACAACCGAUACGAUACCAUGCAUUGGCUGAUGAGUUCCACCAACUGGCCUCGCAGUAGAACAGGAACUGGAAUGUUAUCUGCACAGCCCGAGGAGAACCCUUACUGGUGGAAUGCUAACAUAGUCUUCAUUCCUUACUGUUCAAGUGACGUCUGGAGUGGAGCAUCCCAGAAGUCUGAGAAAGGUGAUUAUGCUUUCAUGGGAGCACUGAUAAUACAAGAGGUUGUCAAAGAGCUGUUGACGAAAGGCCUUGAAAAUGCCAAGAUCCUUCUGUUGGCAGGCACCAGUGCCGGAGGUACUGGCGUCCUGCUGAACGUGGACCGCGUGGCUCGACAGCUUGAGGAACUGGGACUGCACGGGGUGCAGGUCCGUGGAUUGGCUGAUUCAGGCUGGUUCCUGGACAACAAGCAAUACCAGAGGACGGACUGCAUCGACACAAUAUCGUGCGCUCCCACAGAAGCGAUCAAGAAAGGGAUAAGCUAUUGGAACGGAGUUGUGCCGGAACGUUGCAAGCAACAGUUCAAAGAAGGAGAAGAGUGGAACUGCUUCUUCGGAUACAAAAUAUACCCAACGUUAAGAAGCCCGUUGUUCGUGGUUCAGUGGCUCUUUGACGAAGCACAGCUUACGGUCGAUAACGUACAUCUCACUGGACAACCAGUUCAAGAAGGCCAGUGGAACUACAUACAGAACCUUGGGCGUGAGCUGAAGAACACGCUUAAGGACGUUCCGGCUGUUUUUGCGCCUGCAUGCUUGUCUCAUGAAGUUAUCACAAAAAGUUACUGGUUGAACCUUCAAGUGAAGGGAGUCUCCCUCCCCCGGGCACUGCACUGCUGGGACCGGAGCCUUCAAGACAGUACCCGAAACGGGAAGAGUUCCCUGAAGGGAUGUCCCGUCCACCUGACGGACAGCUGUCAGUGGCCACACUGUAACCCGACCUGCCCCACCAUCAGAGACCAGUACACAGGGCAGGAGAUGACUGUCAUACAGUUCCUGAUGCACAUGGGGUUCGAUAUACAGAAGAUGGCCCAGCAGCAGGGGCUGGAGGUUAGUAAACUUCUGGGGAUGCUAAGCAGCGCGAGCUAAGACAUCCCCACCUUGGGACUGACGAGACUUUAGACGAGGAAAAGAAGUCAAAGCCCACACUGAGCAGAAGCAGGCAGGCUUUAUCUUUUGGAACCUCACAACCUCUCACAACAAAAACCUGCAAGGACACAAUUUAAAAUUCAAAAAUGGUGGAAAGCACUGGAUUGUUUAAUUAAAGGAGAAAGAAGGUCGAGCAGCCUUUCGAAAUAAAUACUGGUUGUCAUGAUGGAUUGGACAGCAGAACACAAAGAAGAUGCAAUGCAGAUAAACCUACUCCUUUCCCCAUCCGUUAACAGUGUAGAACCGGGACAGCAGGAUUCAGGUCAAAAGUGCCACAAACUAUAAUGCUGUGUAUUUUUUAACAAACUAAAACCCAUGCUGAGUUGGUAAUUUUACAUAUUUAUUUUAUUAUGUAAAUCAUAUUUAUAAGUGUUAAGCAGGCAGAGAGCUAGAUAUGUUUCUUUAUAAAUUGUAAAUACUGUCU
Molecule: messenger RNA, 2483 nt
Organism: Mobula hypostoma (lesser devil ray)
Lineage: Eukaryota; Metazoa; Chordata; Chondrichthyes; Myliobatiformes; Myliobatidae
Gene: notum1a
Product: notum, palmitoleoyl-protein carboxylesterase a
Exons: 11
Coding region: 431-1999 (522 amino acids)
Biological process (GO): negative regulation of canonical Wnt signaling pathway; protein depalmitoleylation
Molecular function (GO): palmitoleyl hydrolase activity
Source: RefSeq, a predicted model, not a curated record